AUGUGGCUGGACUUGAACAAAGGAGAAGUCAAGAAUGCAAAGCACGCAAUUGUUUCGUGCCCCGCCUUGGUAGUGUACAACAUGGCCUCGUUGUCUCUGCGACAGUCGCCCAAGGCGUGGCACUGGAGGGGAUGGCAGAGGCGUUGUCUUUCUGCGCACGGUGGAAACGAGUCAGAUAACCUCAGCAGGCGCCAGGCACCAAGUUGUUGCCAACGUCGAACUCUCGGAGAACAGCGGGGACACAGAAAUCCUGACCACCGAAAUCACCGACCUGACCACCGAAAUCACCGACCUAACUACCGAUCUAACUAA
This is a messenger RNA of Pseudocercospora fijiensis CIRAD86, 312 nucleotides long. RefSeq lists its product as uncharacterized. The transcript is spliced from 3 exons. Lineage: Eukaryota; Fungi; Ascomycota; Dothideomycetes; Mycosphaerellales; Mycosphaerellaceae. The record is from RefSeq and is a predicted model, not a curated record. The coding region runs from base 1 to 312 and encodes 103 amino acids.